AAAUAAUUUCUAAACGAUUGUAUGGUCUGCCUUUGAACAAGUCAUGUUUAAGCUUACCGUUCGCAUAUUAGAUGUAUAUGUAAAUAGUGUGUUUUGAAGUCAUGACCGUCUGAUCCUUUAUUCACGGAGAAAUCCGAGGCAUUUAAUCAAGAUAUGGCAGCUACUCAGCACGCAUUUGGAACCGGGCCCCGCGGUCAACAUGGCGCUCCAAGAACUAGCGUACCGCAGCCGGCGAGCCGACCGCAGAGCUCUGCGCAAGGGACUUACCAGCCUGAGGACCCGCAGCACCAGUCCUAUCCCCUUCCCCUCCAAACCCACACCCGGCCGUUCUUCUUCGUACAGCCUUCCCAGCCCUUCUACCCGUACCAGUGGCCCAUGCCUAUGCCGUACAACCCAUACUGCGGCUUCCCCGGUCUAGGUUAUGGCAUGGUCGUGCCCCCGGUCGUGCCCCCGUUCCCGCCCAGCCCGUACAUGGAGGCGCCUGGUUACGUUGUGCCCCAUGCCCAGCUGCAUCUGGCGGACUACCGGCGAAUGGUGAACCCCCACUUCCCCUUGGCCAUGCCCUACCACGCCCGGAGGUUCCGGUACCAGCAGAGCGGCGCCCCCCGGGAGACCGUGAACUCGGAGGUGCAGACGGAACCGCCGCCGUGCCACGACUCCGAGCCAUGUCCCGGGAACGACCGGCUGGCGGGAUCCGAUUCGGGCCGGGGGAGCAGCUGUGCCAACGCCUCCUCCGGCUCCCAAAACCCUUCCUGUGAGGAGCCGGAGCGUCUGAAUCCGGAGCCUAGUCACCCGCCCGCGCCGGCCAGAGCGGCCACCCCAAAGGGCGGUUACAUCUGCCAGUCGGAGGAGGUGAGGAUCGCGUGCGAGGCAUCCCCGUCGGGCCUGAAGAUAAUCCACUCGCGCGAGACCACCACCGAGUCAUCGUCCGUGGGCCCUGCUGCCCCUGGCGGCGACCUGGUGCGAUGCGACGUGUGGUCGAUGAGCUCGGCAGAAGGCGUCAUCCCCCUGUACCGCUCCUCGGUCCACGAGGGCGACGUCGUCUCCCGGGACCCGUCGCGCCCUACCCGCGAGGAGCAGUGCAUUUCUGCGUACCCAGACAUCCUCCUAAUGGGUGGGUCCCCAUCCCGGGCUGAGGACCUUCAUGAGUGCGAGGCUGUCGGUGAAGCGGCGAAGCCGGCCUGCGGAUCGGAGUUGCUAGGAAGCCCGGAAAGGGACCUCGAGGCGUUCUGCGGCCGCGACCUUGCCCCCAACCCCGCGAAGAACGCCCCCUUCAAGAUCCUCCGACUGCCCUUCGAGCUGCAGUACCUGGAGGACUUGCGGAGGCUGGAGGAGUCGGUGUGGUCGGUGGAGUCGCUGAUACCCUACGUCCCCACCGCGGAGUGGAUGAUUCAGAACGGCCUCGUGCGGCCCGAGAAAAUCGCCGCCGAGGUUCCCGUGGAAACCGCCGCCGGCCGAUCGGAGGCCGUCCCCUCCCUGGAGACGAGCCAAGACUUGGCCCUGGUGCAGGGAGGCAGCCAGCGGGACUCGGUGUCCUCCGUUGACUCCCUGCCCCCCUACCUCCCCUCGGCAAGCUGGCUGGCCGAUUUUGGGAAUGUGUACUACUACAGCAAGCUACCCCUGAGCGUCCAGGAGCGACUGACCAUCAUGGGUGCUCCGGCCGAUCAGCCGGUGGGCAGGAAAAAGUCGGAAAAGAAAUCGAGUGUUCAGCGUGCGGUCGCGGCGCCGCCCGCUCCCCAAAAACGGGAGGAGAGGCACAGGCGCGCCCAAAAGCUGGAGAGGAGGGAGCGGGGCAGAAGUGCCCUCGUCCUGGGCAAUGAGGGGCAGCAGAACUGCGCCAGCUGUUUGACCAAACUAAACGUUCCCGCCGGCCACAAACCCGCGGUGGUCCCGACUGUCAAAAAGCCCCGGGCGCCCCGCGCGGCCCCGACCCCUUCCCCUGGGGGCUCCCCGAAAUCGCAGCGGCCCUGCGUGACCUGCGACUGCUGCCGGGGGAAGCAGCCCGCCAGGAAGAGGCACAGCCCGGAGGUCCCCAAAGCGGCAACGGUGGUGGCGGAGGUGGAGGAGGAGGACAAGAUGGAGGAUGAGGCGGUGGAGAACAGGGCCCACCCCGUCGCGGCGAGACCGCAGGGCGGGGAGCGGGGGAGGGUCGGGGCCCCUGCGGGGGACUGCCGCAAGCCGGCUCCCGCCCGGAGGCACUCGGAGGCGUGCUCCGCGGCGCAGUGCUCCCAGCUCCGCGAGCUGAACUGCUUGUGCGAGGACCCCCAGCGGGGCCCCGGCCCCGAGGCGCCGAGGAGGGGCCCCGCGGACGCCGCCCCGGCGAUUCCCGCCAAGACGGUGGAGCAGAGGUACCUUGCGCAGAAACUGCUGACGGAGAGGUCAUGGCGAGGAACCCUGGCUAUUCAUGACAGAGAGAGCUGUGAGAAUGGAUCCAGGCAAAGGAACGUGAACAAGCCAAAGAAAGUGUCUGCUCAGACGCAGGAGAGGCAGCACAGCAGGAUGUCAUGCAAGACUGCUAUUCAGCAGCCUCAGAACCCUGAAUUUGUUGAACCUAUUGAAGGAUACUACACCAGGUCAAAUUGGACCAAAGGUACGCACAGAAGAGACACCAGAUAUUGAUUUUCACGAAAGCACAGUCAACCAAUGAAAUGGAAGCACUUUCCUCCAUCAACACUAUUUAUAAACUUGAUGCACAAAGCACUUUUUAAAAAAAUUUACCGAAUAAACACUUUUUGAACAAA
Molecule: messenger RNA, 2741 nt
Organism: Conger conger (European conger)
Lineage: Eukaryota; Metazoa; Chordata; Actinopteri; Anguilliformes; Congridae
Gene: buc2l
Product: bucky ball 2-like
Exons: 6
Coding region: 154-2619 (821 amino acids)
Source: RefSeq, a predicted model, not a curated record